Messenger RNA from Penicillium atrosanguineum, 1446 nucleotides. RefSeq lists its product as uncharacterized. Bases 1 to 1446 code for a protein of 481 amino acids. Gene Ontology annotation, molecular function: pantothenate transmembrane transporter activity. The transcript has 4 exons. The record is from RefSeq and is a predicted model, not a curated record. Lineage: Eukaryota; Fungi; Ascomycota; Eurotiomycetes; Eurotiales; Aspergillaceae. Gene Ontology annotation, biological process: pantothenate import across plasma membrane. Gene Ontology annotation, cellular component: plasma membrane.
AUGGGAUCAGCUACGACAAAACUUGCAAUCUGGCUCUGGGGAUCAGAUGCCAAAGAUCGUGCCCUUCUCGCCAAACUCGAUGUGACCCUCCUUCCAUAUUUCUCUUUGAUCUGGUUUCUGUUUGGCGUCACUCGGGCGAGCUAUUCCUCUGCCUAUAUCAGCGGUAUGAAGGAGGCGCUAGGUUUCCAAGGCAAGGAGUACAACUAUAUGAGUACCGCGUACCUGGUUGUUUACGCUGUCUGCCAAAUGCCGGGUACCAGUCUCUUGACAAUCGUGCGGCCCAAAUAUGUCUUCGUUACAGCGAAUGUGGCCUGGAGUGUCUUGACAUUGAUCACAUAUAAGAUGACCCAUGCUUGGCAAGUCAUUCUGUUGAAUGCAAUCGAGGGAGGAUUUUCCGCCAUUGCAUACGUGGGAGCCCAGUUUAUUCUUGGCUCCUGGUAUAAAAGGUCCGAGUUGGGCAUUCGAGCUGCCGUGUUCUGUGUUUUCGGCCAAAUGGGAACGAUGGCGGGCGGUUGGAUUCAAGCAGGCUUGCUGGCCACACUAGCGGAGAGGGGCGGCCUUCCUGCCUGGAAAUGGAUCUUCAUUAUCGUGUCUGUGAUGACAAUUCCGGUCGCCUUAUUCGGUUGGGUAUUCAUUCCCGAUCUUCCCGCACAUCGUGCCGCGUGGUAUUUAAGCCAUGAGGAGAAGGAGCACGCAGCGACUCGACUAGGUGCGCUCCGAAAGCAGUCGUGGGACGUGACAGUGUUCAAACGUGUCCUACUCAGCUGGCAAUUCUGGCUUUUGCCUUUUAUCUUCAUGCUGUAUUCUCUUUGUGUGCAGAUGCUGCAGAACAACGUAAUGGCAUACUGGAUGGCAUCGCGAGGGUACACAACUAUCCAGCAGAACAAUUACCCAACAGGCAUCUAUGCGACUGCGAUUUUCGGUACUGUUGUCUAUGCCAUUAUAUCCGACAAGCUGCAGUCUCGCUGGGAAGUUUCCAUUGCCAUCGGCCUGACCUUCAUCAUUGGUUCAUCCAUCCUGGUCUCAAGUCCAUCCACAGAUACGGGCUAUUUCUUCGCGUUUUAUCUGCUCGGAACUACCUUCGCGCCCCAGGCGGUUUGGUACUCGUGGAUGGCGGAUGUGACAGGCCAUGAUUUCCAGCUUCGCGCCAUUACGACUGGAUUUAUGAACUCAUUCGACUUCGCUUUUGUUACCUGGUGGCCCCUGGUCUUCUACCCUGCCACGGCGGCUCCGAAUUUCCAUAAAGGCUAUGUUGCAAGUUUAGUGACGGGGGCCUUGACCCUGCCAUUCAUUGGCUUGAUCGCCUAUCUUGAACAGAGGGACAGAGCAAGGGGCGUCAUUGGGAGGAUUGAAGUCGACGAGUCGAUUGGCGAUGAAACUGAUCGGCUGCGGGGGAGACGAGCCAGGCAAGCCAGUGGAUGCACCCGUGAAUGUGCAGGCGGCUGA